Messenger RNA from Misgurnus anguillicaudatus (oriental weatherfish), 3592 nucleotides. RefSeq names its product VPS18 core subunit of CORVET and HOPS complexes (gene vps18). NCBI's taxonomy places the organism in Eukaryota, Metazoa, Chordata, Actinopteri, Cypriniformes, Cobitidae. The record is from RefSeq and is a predicted model, not a curated record. Gene Ontology annotation, cellular component: endosome; HOPS complex. Gene Ontology annotation, biological process: lysosome organization; intracellular protein transport; endosome to lysosome transport. Gene Ontology annotation, molecular function: protein-macromolecule adaptor activity.
UAUUCAUGAUAGUCACAUGAUAUUCAUCAGCUGACCAAGUCCUGCAUGCAACAUUCUCGGAUUCUUAUUUUUCUGUCAUUUUAGUUUAUAUAGUAUCAUUUAAGGCUAUGUUUAUGAAUUUGUUUUUGUUUUAUAUGCAUUAGAGCUACGUUAUAACGUACUAAAAUAGCUUAUGAGCAGGAUACUUUGUUAGCUCUCAUGCUAGCGUGUUUUAUAGGUGGGAGUAGCCGGUAGAAAUCUCAAUACAUCGUUACAUGCAAUGCAACCGAAUCGAUAUUUGCUAUUUAUACCGUACGUAUUGUAAAUACUCUGGGAUCAUUUGCAAUGGCGUCUAUUCUUGAUCAAUAUGAAGAUUCACAGAACAUACGUCAACACAGUCGCGUGUCAGCGGCUAACAUCGGGAUUACUCAUUCAGGGUUUGUGAAUGUUAGGUUGGAGGAAGAGAAACCUAUAUUCAACAAACAGCGCAUCGAUUUCACACCUCCUGAAAGGAUCAGCCACUUUUCAGUGUGCAACAACCAGUUAUGCAUGAGCCUGGGGAAAGACACCCUGCUGAGAAUUGAUCUGGGAAAACCUGAUCAGCCAAAUCAGAUUGAACUGGGAAGAAAGGACGACAGCAGAGUGCACAAGCUUUUCCUGGAUCCCACCGGUUCACAUCUAGUCAUCAGUCUUACUACAAGUGAAUGCGUAUACCUAAACAGAAACACUCAGAAGGUUCGAAGUCUUGCUCGAUGGAGAGGUCACCUGAUAGAAAGUAUAGGUUGGAACAAAUUAAUAGGUUCCGAGAUCAACACGGGCCCGAUUCUGGUUGGUACCAGCCAGGGCAUUAUCUUCGAAGCUGAGAUCUCUGCCUCAGAGGGCAGUCUCUUCAAUACCAACCCAGACCAGUACUUCAAACAGGUUCACUCUUUAGAGGAGGAUGGUAAGCCUGCGCCAGUUUGUUGCCUUGAGGUGGAACGUGGCAUGGAAUCAAAGUACUUCAUCGUUGCGACCACGCGGAAACGGCUGUUUCAAUUCGUAGGAAAGUUGGCAGAGGGCUCUGAGCCGCAGGGGUUUAGCUCCAUAUUUGCUCAGAACCAGGAUCUCUUACCCAGCUUCCAGGAGUUUCCUGUCAAUAUGGGCUACAGUGAGAUCACUUUCUACACGUCGAAGCUUCGCAGUUGCCCCAAGACCUUCGCCUGGAUGAUGGGAAAUGGGGUUUUGUACGGACAGCUAGACUUCGUACGGCCUGACUCGCUACUCAGUGACGUGCAGGUGUGGGAAUACACGUCGGAUAUAGAUUUAAACUUCAUCAAGCCCAUAUCUAUAGUACUCACCCAGUUUCAUUUCCUGCUUUUGCUUCCUGACCGUGUGAGGGGUAUCUGCACUUUAAAUGGGCAGGUGGUGCACGAAGAUGUGUUUCCAGAGAAAUUUGGCUCACUGAAAAAGAUGAUCAAAGAUCCCGUCACAGGGCUCGUGUGGAUUUACACGGAAAAAGCCGUCUUUCGAUACCACAUUCAAAAAGAGGCACGAGAUGUUUGGCAAAUGUACAUGAACAUGAGUAAGUUUGAUCUGGCUAAAGAGUACUGCAAGGACAGACCAGAAUGUCUAGAUAUGGUACUGGCUAAGGAGGCGGAGCACUGCUUCCAAAAUAAACGCUACCUAGAAAGCGCUAAGUGUUAUGCACUCACUCAAAAUUAUUUUGAAGAGAUUGCAUUGAAGUUCAUUGAGGCCAAGCAGGACGAGGCUUUAAAAGAGUUUCUGAUUAAGAAGCUAACCAACCUGAAACCCAGUGAGAAGACUCAGAUCACGCUACUGGUGACCUGGCUGACCGAAUUAUAUCUCAACCGACUCGGUCAGCUGGAGGCAGAUGAGAGCAAACAACACAUGUUUCAGGAAACCCGCGAAGAGUUUCGCUCUUUUCUUAAAAGCGGCAAACAUAAAGAGUGCUUCUACAACAAUCGUAAUACUAUAUAUGACCUGCUCGCUAGUCACGGUGACGUGGACAACAUGGUCUAUUUUUCUGUUAUCAUGCAGGACUACGAGCGAGUUAUAUCUCAUUACUGUCAGCAUGAUGACUAUAGUGCAGCAUUAGAAGUCCUUUCCAAGCACUGUGAUGAACGGCUCUUCUACAAGUUCUCUCCGGUCCUUAUGCAGCACAUUCCCAAAAAGGUAGUAGAUGCUUGGAUUCAGAUGGGACGCCGGUUGGAUCCAAAGAAUCUGAUCCCAGCAUUAGUAAACUACAGCCAGAUGGGGAGUAUGCAGCAGAUCAACGAAACCAUCCGUUACAUGGAGUUCUGCGUGUAUCAGAUGGAUGUCGAAGACGAGGCAAUUCACAAUUACUUACUCUCGCUUUACGCUAAACACAAGCCGGACUCUCUGUUAUGGUACCUUGAACAAGCAGGAACGUGUGUCUCAGACAUUCACUAUGAUUUGAAAUAUGCCUUGCGUCUUUGUUCUGAACAUGGCUAUCUUCAGGCCUGCGUGUUAGUUUACAAGAUCAUGGAGCUUUAUGAAGAAGCGGUGGACCUUGCCCUACAGGUGGAUGUCGAUUUGGCCAAGUCAUGUGCUGACCUUCCAGAAGACGACGAGGAACUGAGGAAAAAGCUUUGGCUGAAGAUUGCUCGCCAUGUGGUCCAGGAAGAGAAGGAUGUAAAGAAGGCCAUGAAUUGUCUGUCAAGUUGCAACCUGCUUAAGAUCGAAGACAUCUUGCCUUUCUUUCCAGACUUUGUUACAAUAGACCACUUUAAGGAGGCAAUUUGCAACUCUUUGGAGGAGUACAACCAGCACAUCGAGGAGCUGAAACAACAAAUGGAGGAGGCCACAGAAAGCGCCAAACGUAUCCGUGAAGACAUCCAGGAGAUGAGGAACAAAUACGCGGUGGUGGAUUCGCAGGAUAAAUGUUCCACUUGUGAUUUCCCCUUGCUCAAUCGACCUUUCUAUCUCUUCCUGUGCGGACACAUGUUCCAUUAUGAUUGUCUCCUUCAGGAAGUCAUCCCUAACCUCGCUGCCGACAAGCAGAAUAAACUGGAGGAGCUUCAGAAGAAGCUGGCGGCAACCACACAGACCACCAAAUCAAGGCAUAGGCCUAAAGAAGAUGAUACGGUCAGCCUAGGAAAGGGUCAGGGAAGCAGAGAGCAGCUCAAGUCAGAUAUCGAUGACAUCAUAGCUAGUCAGUGUGUUUAUUGUGGUGAGCUGAUGAUCAAAUCCAUUGAUAAGCCUUUCAUAGAUCGAGCAAAGUUUGAACAAGAGAUGUCUAGUUGGCUGUGAAAAAAUUCAUAUGAAGGCUGUGAAUGAACGCUUCUGCUUGUCUUUAUGGAAUACGUUGUACAUAUGCUGCAAAUUUAACCAAUUGUGCAUUGUGAAUCAAUUGUAAUAUUUGCUGAGGUUUUACAUGCUAUAUGCUAAAUUAAUGAGUAUUAACAUGAUUCUUUAAAAUGUAUGCACAGAUGACCUCAUAUGGUUUUAUUUAUGUUUAACUUCCUUAGACCAGAGCCCGCCACAAAGUUUUGAAAUGCACUUAACCGCAUUUUUGUUGCAUUGUAAAAGUUAAAGUGUGAUAUCUUUUUAUUGUAUGCUGAAGAAAAGAAUAAAUCAUUGCUUGAUAAUAUGA